UUUUGUUUUUAACAUCAUCAUCACCAUCAUCAUCGUUUCAAAUACAAACAGGUCAAGGUUUAUCCAAUAUCAUUAAUAUCAUCAUUAUUAUUAACGGAAACAUCCUAUGGUUGAAUAUUUCUGUUUCCAUCAAUCAUACACGCAAAUGUAUGACACAUACACAGACAGACUGACUGAUUUACAAUUUCCAGACAUUUUGUAUACGGAUUCAAAUUCAAAUACCACCCCUUAGAACACAUUUUUCUUAAACUAUCAUGUUGUUCCAUCAUCGUGUUUCAGACAACAGUUCCAUUAUAAUCAUUAUCAUGACUAACAAAUUGUGCGAAUCAAAUCCGGUAAAAAAAAUUGUCUCAUCAUUUCUUCAACCAACUAGGUGGUCUCGCGAUCUCGUUGUUUUAUCUGACAUUGUCGAUAAUAAUAUCAUCAUCAUCAUUAUGGAAAAUGAUUGUAGUAUCAUGAUUCGACAAAUUGAUAUUGUUUCGAUAUUAAAUUUCAUGGCCAUUAUAUAUCAUCAAUCAACAAAUCGAUACAUUGUAUCCAACCAAGUAUUUGUAAAACAUUGAUCAACUCAUUUUUCAUCGUUAUGAUGAAUCUAUCACCAAUCUUUAAAAUUCUAUCAGCAGCAGCAUCAACCUUUACAUAAAUAAGAAUGUCAUCCAUAACGAUUCAUCAUCAAAUGGAAAGAAGGCGGCUUCAACGAAAACCAAAAACAUCGUCAUCAUCAUCAUCAUCAUCCAUAUCGUCGCAUUUGUUGUUUGUAUCAUCAAAUUAUCAAUCGACCAUUUUGAUGACCAUCAUUAUACAGCUAUUGAUUAUUUGUCUGAAAAUUGCCAACAAUUAUGUUGAUGCUUUCGAUUAUUGGCGUAAACUUGGUCCAUUAUCAGCCGAUCUAAAACUUGGUACCACAUGUCGUAAUUCUUUGGAAUGUUUACUAUUUGUACCACAUAGCCAAUGUGAUUGUCAAACAAAUGUUUGUUCAUGUCAACCAUAUCAUAUUUUAUUUAAUCAAACUAUGUGUCUACCUGCAUCAUUACUUGGAUAUGCAUGCAGUGUAGAUGAACAAUGUACAGCUCGUGUUUCGAAUGCACAAUGUAACAAUGGAUUAUGUCAAUGUGAAUCAAAUUAUCUUCCACUUCGUCGUGAUAAAUGUUUACCACCUGCUAUGGCCGGCGAUUUCUGUCUGAAUGAACAACAAUGUCUUAUGGGUAAUAAACAUUCCAAAUGUAAAUACAUUAUUCCACGAAUAUAUGGUAAAUGUCGCUGUUUGGAAGGUUUCCAUCAAACUAAAGAUAAUCAUUGUUUGCCAAAUCUACAAAGUUCAUGUAAUGAUUCAUUUGAAUGUCAACAAGUGACACCAAAUUCUUAUUGUGCCAAAUCAUUGUUUGGUUCGAAUAAAUGCCAAUGUAAACCCGGAUUCCAGGAAUCUAAAGAUCAACAAACAUGUCGACCAUUGCCAACGACAACGACAACUACUACUACGACGACGACGACGACGACGACUGAACCACCAAGACAGAUUAUAACGAAUGAUGAUCUAUUACCCAACAUUAUCGAUGAUGAUGAUGAAGAAGAAAUUUCAUUUGAAGAUGAACCACAAAUCCGUAAUGCAAAUGCCGUUUCAUUGGGCAAACCAUGUAAUCAUUCAUUCGAAUGUCAACUUCGUGAUCCAUAUUCUCGAUGUAUCGAUGGUAUUUGUGAAUGCACUAAACGUUCCGAUAAUUGUAGUGCACAGAAUACAGGAUGUCAUGCCGAUACAUUUCAAUGUCGUAAUGGACAAUGUGUUUCUUGGUAUUUUGUUUGUGAUAACAAUAAUAAUUGCGAUGAUGGUUCUGAUGAAAUUGAAUGUGAACCAUAUAAUUGUCCAAAAGAAGCAUUUCAAUGUAAAUCUGAUGGUGUUUGUGUGGCAAGACAAACAAUUUGUAAUGGCAAAUGGGACUGUACAGAUGGAUCAGAUGAAGCUCUCUGUCAUAAAGGAAAUUCUUGUGAUAGUCAAGCUUGGCAAUGUAAAUCUGGACAAUGUUUACCUCAAUAUGCAUUCUGUAAUGCUGUUCCUGACUGUCUUGAUGGUAGCGAUGAAGAUGAAGAAAUCUGUGAAAGCUCUAUGACAUGUCCAAAUGGAACAUUUACAUGUUCAAAUCGAAUGUGUCGAUCAACGGCUAUUCUAUGUAGCGGUGUAGAUGGAUGUGGAGAUAAUAGUGAUGAAGAACAAUGUGAAGUUUGCUAUUGCCAGAAACCAUGAUACUCAUUAUAUGAUAUUGAUAAUGGACAAUUUGGAUCUUGUAAGAGGUCAUCAACGCCAUAUAUACACAUCAUUAUCAUUGGAUACCAAAUUUUCAUCUUUUUUUCUCACAAAAUUCCAAACUCAUUUUUUUUAAUUUAUU
Molecule: messenger RNA, 2381 nt
Organism: Dermatophagoides farinae (American house dust mite)
Lineage: Eukaryota; Metazoa; Arthropoda; Arachnida; Sarcoptiformes; Pyroglyphidae
Source: RefSeq, a predicted model, not a curated record